Molecule: messenger RNA, 355 nt
Organism: Amoebophrya sp. A120
Lineage: Eukaryota; Dinophyceae; Syndiniales; Amoebophryaceae
Source: the annotation of a GenBank genome assembly
CGGGAAUACGUGGACUACUUCGGCACUGCAGCCAGUGGCAUCCUGCAUUAUCCGGUGGAUACACAAAGACGUCCCUUGUAGUUCCCCAGGGUCAGCAAGAUGAACCUGCUCUCGGACCCGCGCGGCAUGACAAGUAGUUUAGCAGCUACUUUUGGUGCAGUGUAGUCCUGCAUAGCUAGUUGAAACGCAUGAUGGCGAGUCCAAUUUCUUGUCCUGAUUAGCGCAUGAGCGCUUUGUUGUUGUUCCAAACACGGCUACAAAGUCCCUCUCGUGGAGAGCCGCAUGACACACACUUCGAUGAACACUGCCAGUUUAUUCGCAUGACAACUUCUCUGGGGUGCCGUGGACGUCAAUC